Messenger RNA from Rhopilema esculentum, 2973 nucleotides. NCBI's taxonomy places the organism in Eukaryota, Metazoa, Cnidaria, Scyphozoa, Rhizostomeae, Rhizostomatidae. The record is from RefSeq and is a predicted model, not a curated record.
GUACUUGGCCUCUGUGUGCCUAAGGAAUGCAACGAAGAAGAUGUUUUUCAAAUGCUUAAUGAUCUUUCAAGACUUACCAAUAAAACUUGUUUGCAGAAAUCCUCUUGUGUUUUUCAUUCCGGAAAAACUUUAAACAGAUAUUCAACACUGAUGUCGCUUCAUCUGCCAUCACAUGUAUCAAUGGCAUUCGCACCAUCAGCAUGACAUGGGUUAUUUUGGGUCACACAUUUUAUUUUUCCAUGUAUUCUGCAUCAGAUAACAUUAUGGAUGCUUUGAAAGUGGUUCAUCGAUUAUCUUUUGAAGCCGUUGCCAAUGCCUAUGUUUCAGUGGAUACGUUCUUUUUACUGAGUGGCCUGUUGGUAUCCUACUUAUGCCUGAAGCGAUUUGAUAAGUACGAUGGAUCAUCCUUUCUCCGCUACUUUAGCAAGAAGUUCAUGCCCCAAUACUAUUUGCACAGAUUCUUGAGGCUUACUCCUAGCUACAUGUAUGUCAUUCUGUUCUUCAUUUUCAUCUUUCCAUUUUGCGGAGAUGGACCUCUUUGGUUUGAAAAGUCGAAAGGAAUGGAAAUACAAAAUUGUAAAAAGCACUGGUGGACCAAUUUGCUGUAUAUUAACAAUUUCUACCCAACCAGCAUGGGUAAUGAGUGUAUUGGAUGGUCAUGGUAUCUUGCGAAUGACAUGCAGUUCUACCUAAUCAGUCCAGCCAUUUUAUUAGUUAUGCACAAACUAAAACUGCCAGGUACUCUCAUUAUCAGCACUGCCAUUUGUAUCAUCAGUUUUGUUGUCACUGGCACUAUCAUUGGAGUGAAUAACUUAAACUCACUUCUCACCGGGGAUUUUCAAGGAGCUCAAAACGCCCAAACAAAAGAAUUUGCAGAUUGGAUUUAUUCGAAGCCAUAUUGCAGAAUCGCGCCUUACAUUGUUGGUCUAGCACUUGGUGGGUUGAUCUAUAACCGAAAAGCACCAGGAGGGAAUGCAAAAACGCUUUUAGCGUUUUUCGGCUGGACAAUAGCGACGGUGGUAGCCUUGUUAGUAAUAUACGGACCAUACACAUAUUUCAGAGAUGGAGGCAGGCCUUUUACGUCAGUUGAAAAUGUUAUGUAUGGGGCAUUCAGCCGAUUCGCUUGGAGUCUUUGUGUAGCCUGGGUAAUUUAUGCAUGUUAUUUUGGAAUGGGAGGCCUCGUCAAUACAAUCCUGUCUUGGAAAGCAUUCAUUCCCUUGAGCAGGUUGACAUAUAGCGCAUAUCUUGUCCACCCAAUUGUCAUAUACGUCUAUUACGGAUCGCUUGAACGGCCAUUUCAUUACUCUGACAUAUCAGUGGUGUAUACUCAUGCAUCAUUUCUCAUGCUAACAUACGGAUCGGCUUUUCUGUUAUCCAUCUUCGUCGAGUUUCCUGCCUCGAACUUGGAAAAGUUAUCUUUCAGGUUUUGAUUCUACAGAGCAAUUGCAAGCAACCAACGACAUUAUCUUCGAUUUUGAAACCUAUUCUUAAUAUUCAAAAUCGGCUUUUGUUUUCUUUUGUUUAACUUUUUAAAAGAAAUCGUGUUUGAUCAAUUCAUCAAAAAACGAUAUUUUUGCUUUGAACAUUAUGAAAAUCGAUCAUUAUAUAAAUCGAACAUGUUCUGUGCCUUUCGAAUGUAAGUUGCAGCUUAUAUUCCUGAUCGUAUUUUAAUCUUUUAGGUGAUACAUUUGAUUUUUGUAAUUUUUUAAUUAGACACAGGGUGUAUAGAUUUUGUUAUUAUGUCAUGUAUUUUCAAUAAGGUUUGCUAUUGGUGAGAAAUGUAAUUUUAGAACAAUAAUGGUUGACAACUGAUUUUAAAAGUAAGGUGCUUGUUAUAAAUAUAUAUAUCUUUCCUCAACAUUGAUGUUCAAAGAAGUUCAAUGUAAAGGGUGUCAUGUUUAUCAGUUAUGAUACAGAAAAUAACUUGAAGUUAGGACACAAAAAGGCAAAUAAAACUUUAAUAUGCAUUUGAAAGUAUUUGAAAAUGAUAGAUAAAAUUAUGUGAGUGUGAUACAUUUAGGGAUUAAGGGGGCAUCUUAUGGGACAUAUUUUGAUUUUGGGUUUGGCCUGAGAUGAACCCAAUCGCACACUCCGGUCUAUUUUAAAGAGAUACCAAAAACAGUUUAACCAAAGAUUAGCUACAUAUUUUUUUUGUAAACUACCCCCAUCAUCUUUUAUCAGAGAUAGAGUAAAAUUUAAGCAAAUUUAUGCAUAUUCAUAUUUCUAAGAAUCAAGAAUUUGGAACAUAGUCGUUAUUUAAUUAUCUUGCUACGCUCCUUGCCUCAAGCUAGAUAAAUAGGUUUUCUAUGAUAAUUGCGUUCAAUUAAAAAUUUCGGCUAUCGAGAUUCUACCCUAUUCUUUUGAUGAUAUUAACAAUUAACAGCUACAGUCAAAUCUGUGUAAUUCAAACUGUUGAGGGAAAUUGCAAAGCUAUUUGAAUUAGAAAAUGUUCGAUUAACAUCGUAUAGAGUUCUAGAUGUUUAUUUUCAAGGGACUUGAGAACUGAGUAAAAGUUCGAAUUACAGGAGUUGACUGUAGGUAGCAUGUUCUUAGAUUUAGCAGAAUUAUUAUGCUUAUUAUUUGCGCCUGAUUGUAAAUAUUGAUUCGUAGUAUCAUUAAUAUAUUUGUUUUAUUGUGAAUAUAGAAAUCAUCGGUACCUACUGCUGCUCUGUGACGUAGAGACCUGGGGCUAUAGCCAUUGGGUUCAGCUCCCGAAUUACAUAAGGACAUAUCGACCUUGUGUUUUGAAAUGCCAUAACUUCGGUAUUUGAGACCCCAUCUCUCUACUUCUUGAGCAACAGUUAACUCAUAGCAAGAUUUACUUAUGUUCUUCCGCUGAAAAAUUUUAGUUUUAAGACAUUCAUAAAUUUUUCCACUCACAUUGUUCGUAGCUAUGCUAACCAUUUUUUAUAACUGCAUGGUGUGAAUUUGUGAUAAUAUUUUGAAAUGAGAGCCUACUGAGACUGAUAUAAA